Lathyrus sativus (Indian pea) is the source of this 414-nucleotide messenger RNA. The record is from the annotation of a GenBank genome assembly. NCBI's taxonomy places the organism in Eukaryota, Viridiplantae, Streptophyta, Magnoliopsida, Fabales, Fabaceae.
AUGGACGAUGAAGUGCGGAAGAUCUUCAACAAAUUCGAUAAGAACGGCGACGGGAAGAUCUCGCGCGCGGAGCUCAAGGAGAUGAUGCUGGCGCUCGGAUCUAAGACGACGUCGGAGGAAGUUAAUCGAAUGAUGGCGGAGGUUGACCAGAACGGCGAUGGUUACAUUGAUCUGAAAGAGUUCGGAGAAAUACACACCGGCGGUGGUGACACUUCAGAGCUCCGAGAGGCGUUUGAGAUGUACGAUUUGGACAAAAAUGGACUGAUCUCGGCGAAGGAGCUGCACGCGGUGAUGCGGCGAUUGGGGGAAAAAUGUUCUCUUAACGAUUGCCGGAAGAUGAUCGGAAACGUCGACGCUGAUCGCGAUGGUAAUGUAAAUUUUGAAGAGUUUAAGAAGAUGAUGAGUGGCUCCUAA